UGGUCCUGCAGCUGGAAAUCGGAUCUACCUAGCACAGUCGAGCAUCAGCCAGGAUCACUCACACAAUGGCACCUAAACCAUCAGCACCUGCCGCGGGGGCGAAGCGAAAGGCGUCGUCGAGUGACCAAAGUGACAAAAGUAACAGACGCAGCGAAUACCGAGCUACCAAGAAGGCGAGAACCGUCAGCGGGCCGAAGCAUCGGAAAUCCGAAGAAGGCGUGCCUUCACGCAGCGAUGGUACUGACUUAUCGGGGAAGCCGGCGGCCCAGAGUUCCCGCGAGGCGCACGCAAAGCAAAAGCAGCUAGCACAGGAGCGCAAGGCCGCGAAGCCAUUGGCGGACGAGGUUCACCGGACGAAGAAGCUGUGGGAAAAGCUGCGACGCAAGUCCCACGUUCCCAAGGAGGAGCGUCAACAGCUCGUCGAGGAACUGUACAGCAUCAUAACCGGCCGGAUCAAGGACUUCGUCCUGAAGCAUGACGCUGUCCGUGCCGUCCAGACCGCCAUCAAAUACUCAACCCCGGAGCAGCGGAAGCAAAUUGCGAAGGAGCUGCAAGGCGCGUAUGCGCAGCUCGCUGAAAGCAGAUACGCCAAGUUUCUUAUCGGCAAGCUUCUCGUUCAAAACGACGAGGAGAUCAGAGACUUGAUCAUUCCCGAGUUCUACGGGAAGGUGCGGAAGCUCAUCAAUCACCCGGAAGCCUCUUGGAUCCUAGACGACAUCUACCGCGGAGUGGCAACAAAAGAGCAAAAGGCGCGUAUGCUGCGAGAGUGGUACGGGCCCGAGUUUGCCCUGUUCGCCCCCGGUGCCGGCGAGGAAGUUACGGCAGACCUCCGCAAGAUCCUUGACGAUGAACCCAGCAAACGAGGCCCCGUGAUGAAGUACCUCUUCAGCAUGACCAACGGUCUCAUUCAGAAGAAGAUGACUGGAUUCACGAUGCUCCACGAUGCCAUGCUGCAAUACUUCCUCAGCCUCAAGCCCGAGAGCGAGGAGCUCAAGGAGUUCGUCGAGACUGUGAAGGACGAUGAAAAUGGCGACCUGCUCAAGAACAUGGCCUUCACCAAGUCGGGAGCUCGUCUGGCGUGCUUGCUUCUGGCUUAUGGAAGCGCAAAGGACCGCAAACAGAUUCUCAAGAUGUACAAGGACACAUUCCAGCUCAUGUGCGGCGACCCGCACGGCCACAUGAUCCUCCUGGCGGCAUACGAUGUCAUCGAUGACACUGUGUUGACGUCCAAGACGAUCUUCCCGGAGAUUCUUGGGAAGAAUGAGGAGAAAGGCAUCGAGAACAUCGUCUUCCUUGCCAACGACCUCAACGCGCGCAUCACGAUCUGCUACCUGUUCGAAGGACAGUCGAAAUCCUUGUUUCCAGCCAGCCAUGCGUAUGAUCUGGAGCUCCUGGCCGAAAUCCACGAGAUCCGGAAGAAGACGAGCAAAAAGGAUGCCGACAUCCGCCGCAAAGAAUUGGUGGCAGCAAUGUCCCCGCUGUUGCUUGCGGCGGUGGCGACGUCGCCAGCGGAACUCAUCGCCACUUCAUUCGGAUGUCAGUUCGUUACCGACGUCUUGCUGUCGGCGACGGGAGACAAGACCGCUGCGCUGGAGGCCGUGGCCUCGACUGCUGCUGGGGAUCCCACGCCGACGCAGUCCGAGAACGCCGAUCCGCUUUACCCCCCUCCCCCACAUAUCUCCCUGACGCCGCACGGAGGCAGAAUGUUCAAGACGCUCAUUGCUGGAGGUCGGUUUGACAAGGCGGCCGGUGCCGUCAAGCGGGUUGAUCCGCCGCUCAAUUUCGCCGACAUCCUCUAUCCGGUCAUCAAGGAACAUAUCCUUCAGUGGGCCACUGGGCCGAGUUCCUUCACAGUGCUGGGACUUCUGGAAGCUCCUGAUUUCUCCUCCAAGAAGGAGCUACUCAAGAAGCUACGUUCUGGGAAGAAGACGCUCGAGGCGGCGGCAGCUGGGGAGGCAGCUGAAGAGAGCGCGAAGACGGAUACCAAGAAGUCAAAGUCGAAGAACAAGGGCGCGCAUAGGGGGAACGGAACGUCUGGCGGGAACCAAGGAGCAAAGCUGCUGCUCGAAAAGUUGAAGACGUAGGACAUUGGUCGGUGUAUUUCAAAUGACGCGCGAGUAGUACAGCUAUCGAAGAAUUCAAGUGAAUCGGAUGGUACUGUAGAAACCAGCCGCCUGCCAGUAGGUAGCUUGGUUGGGGAUACGACGGCAGAAUUGUAUUUGCCUUCGC
Chaetomium strumarium is the source of this 2229-nucleotide messenger RNA. Its product is annotated as armadillo-type protein. The record is from RefSeq and is a predicted model, not a curated record. The transcript has 2 exons. Gene Ontology annotation, cellular component: nucleolus. Gene Ontology annotation, molecular function: mRNA binding. Gene Ontology annotation, biological process: regulation of translation. Bases 66 to 2084 code for a protein of 672 amino acids. Lineage: Eukaryota; Fungi; Ascomycota; Sordariomycetes; Sordariales; Chaetomiaceae.